GGCAAGUCAGGAUACAACGAUGGUACCGGUACACGUUUAUAUCAUUAGUAGUCCUGUCUUGCCACCAACGCGUUCAAUAGAUGGAGACGGGAGAGGCGAAGGCUAUUUUUGUGUUGUUGUUGCUGGUUUAGGGAUCGGUUUGUGAAGAAGAGGGAGAAGAGAGAGGGAAAGGGAAAUGCAGGAGAGGGGGAUAACUCUUUUCUCCGACAACAAUGGAGUGAAGAAAGGAAUUAUGAUCAG
Molecule: messenger RNA, 240 nt
Organism: Linum tenue
Lineage: Eukaryota; Viridiplantae; Streptophyta; Magnoliopsida; Malpighiales; Linaceae
Source: the annotation of a GenBank genome assembly